AAAAUUGUACAUUUCUCUUCUUCACUUAUUUUAGUUUUUGGAAUCAUCUUUGGUGUUUUCUUGGAGUGCACAUGUUUUCCUGUUCAAAAAGGGGACUCAACAUUCUCUGAUCAUACUCCCUCAACUACAGAGUCCUCAUCUGGAGGAUUACAUCAGCAGAGUUUGCCAUACCAAGACAUCCGUACCUCUGAUGGUGAAUUUAUGGCACUUGAACUCUCUGAUACUGCGAUUCUGGGACAUAUGUCAUCAACAUGGCCACUCAAUAAGAAAGUAAUUCCUACAAUUAGUACAUCAUUUCCAACCAGAAUAUUUGGUGCAUCACAAGCUUCAUCAUUUGAAAGUCAUCAUCAGGAUAGAGUGCCAUUACAGCAUCAUUCACACAACUUGGACCUUUCUCAAGGAUGGUAUGAAACAUCAUCUAGUAACCUUGAUCUUAACUUUAGAACUGUUACUCCUGUUGAUAGCUCAGUUAAUCAUCCAAAAAUACCAUACUUCCAUCCUUCAUCUCGAAAGGUUUCUGACAGAAUACUAUCUUCUGGUGGUUCAUUACUACUUGAAGAGUCUAACAUAAGCACAAGUUCUCAUCAUUCCAAAAGCAAUAAACCAGGUAAACUGAGACGAUUCUUCCCAAAUGAUGAACACGGUGGUUAUAACAGCAGGGGGUUCUAUAACGAUGGACUACCAGAUGUCGAUGCUGGCACUGAGAUUUCUCAAACUGUUAAGAAAAGCGAAGAUGUAUAUUCUUCUUCGUUCUCAAACCAAUCCACUCUUUCACCAGAGAAUAAAGAAAGCGAAUCUGACAACUCAUUUAAGAUUCCCAUUACAGAUAGUGAUUUAAAGACCACAGAAUUAUAUAAUCAAAAUGCUGGUGACAAUUACAGCUUUAUUCAAGCCAUCAAGAAAAACUCCAGUGCUACUUCUAUACCAAACACUUCUUCAGAGUCAGGAGUAUAUCACUCUUCAAUUACUCCUUUGGAAAACUUCCCAACAGACAAUGAGACAAUGAAAGUAAACAAAAUAGCAGGAAUGGCACAAGUCGAUCACUUAGCAUCUCCAGAAGGUCCCUUUGUCAGAAGUAAUAGACACUCUCGUUUAUUUGAUAAAACAGCAAGAAAUGACACAAGUGUUGAAAAAACUUUGAAAAACAUCACCAAGCCUACUGAUUUUCCCACCACAGGACUUGUAACGUGGAUAGCCAAACUGGACAACAGCUCUGAUCCCCUGGAUAAGAACAGACAAACUUCAGGAAAGUAUCCUUCUUCAAAAACUGAUCCUGACCUCGGUUUAAUUAAUGAUCAACCAGCGGGGAGUGGGUUUAAUGUUGAACGUGCCCCAGCUAAUCCUCCAUCAAUCAUGGCACCAGUUUCUGAAGCUCGUGAUAGCACGCAGGAUACCGUGAGUAGAGGUGCUGUUGCUGGCAUUGUUGUAGGGAUUAUUUCCCUAGCAGGAUUGACAGCAGUGACGUUUCUUCUCCUACACAACAAAGAUUAUUGCAAGGCAGUCAAUAAACUGGAGAGUAAGUGUUCAUCAGACAGCUGUGCUUAUAUUGAUGACUCUGUAAGAACAAGCUAUAUGAACAGCCAUAUUGAGCUUCCAAAGGACAGCACAGAAGAAAUGUCGUCCCUGGAUAACGACUCCUUUCUGAACAGUCUGGAAGCUGUCACCAUACAGAAUUAUUGGGCUGACAAUUCCAAGAAUACCAAAGUUUAAGAAAUGCUUUUAAAAUGGAAACUAGAGGUGGUAUUUAACCAUUUCCUGUUUGUUCAGUGUAGAAAGUGGUGUGAGAUCAUUGCAAGCUUGAUUAAAACAAACUGACUUUUUACAGAUUUUAAAUCUUGUUGGUUUUUAGCCAUCGGUAAUGUUGAGGAUGGUUUUACUGGUACUGUACAUAAAUUUUACUAUUAGUACAAGAGUGUCAAAGUUCUAGUUAUGUAGCCAGACCUUCUUGUGUCUUUGUAGUGUAUCAUGUUGAAAUGUUUUCUUGGCUUUAAUCAACUAAAGUAAUCAAAUAACCUACUUCAAAAUGAAAAUGUUAUCAAUUUAAUGCAACAAAAAAUAUGCAUUUGUUACAUUUUUGCUCAUCAUGGAAGAAUAUUGGCAUGGUAUAUAUGUGUAUAUAUA
Molecule: messenger RNA, 2121 nt
Organism: Limulus polyphemus (Atlantic horseshoe crab)
Lineage: Eukaryota; Metazoa; Arthropoda; Merostomata; Xiphosura; Limulidae
Exons: 3
Source: RefSeq, a predicted model, not a curated record